Molecule: messenger RNA, 2098 nt
Organism: Medicago truncatula (barrel medic)
Lineage: Eukaryota; Viridiplantae; Streptophyta; Magnoliopsida; Fabales; Fabaceae
Product: calmodulin-binding receptor kinase CaMRLK
Exons: 2
Coding region: 205-2085 (626 amino acids)
Biological process (GO): protein phosphorylation
Molecular function (GO): ATP binding; protein kinase activity; protein binding
Source: RefSeq, a predicted model, not a curated record
UAAAUUCAAAGCUCAACACAACACCUUCACUAUUUUCCCAUCUUCCAUUAAAUUGCAUGUUCAACUGUUGGAAGAGUAACCCUUGUUUUUUGUCUAUAAUCUUUAACCUUAGCAACACGAACAACAAUAGUAAAACAGAGCAAUCCCUGUUUUAAAUAUUUUCUUUCUAGUUCUAGCUCAAUAAGCUGAGACACGUAUUUCAAAAUGAAACCUUUUUACAGAUUCUUGAUUCUCCUAACCUUCUUCUCUAUAGUAGAAUCUUCAUGCAACAGUAAACACCAAAUCUUGUUAAUUUCAAAAGCUUUCAAAUUUGUUUCUGGCUUCAACUCUUCCACCUUAUUCCAAACAAGAAUUUCAAACUCUCAUAUCACCAAAAUAGUUCUUCCCUCCAAAAAUCUAACCGGAACAAUUUCAUGGGGUUAUCUCAAAAACAUCUCAAACUUACAAAUUCUUGAUCUCUCUGGAAAUUCUCUACAAGGCCAUGUACCAAGCUGGUUUUGGUCUAGUUUUUCAUCCUUAUUAGAAAUAAACCUCUCAAGAAACAAAUUCGGAGGAAGCAUCACCAUUGAGUUGAACAAUAAAACCUCAACCAUUCAAAACCUUAAUCUCUCACACAACAGGUUCACCAACGUUGCUCAACUCUCUAGCUUCCAAAACCUUAAAAUCCUCGACCUUUCUCACAACAACUUAAGAGCACUUCCCUUAGGUUUUCAAAACCUUACCAAACUACAACACCUUGAUCUUUCAAGCUGCAAUCUCAAAGAUAACAUAAAACCCAUUUCUUCUUUACACAAUCUUCACUACUUAGAUUUAUCAAACAACACUUUAACUGGUAAUUUCCCUUCUGAUUUUCCUCCACUUCACAAUCUUAAAUUUCUCAACAUUUCACAAAACAACUUCACCUAUCACAAUACAAAACAAAACAUCAUUCAUAGAAAACAAACCAAACCAACAUCCAAAACAUUGAUACUUAUAGUGUGUUCUGUAUCAUCAACAGUAUUUGUUAUAGCUAUUAUUUCCAUUUGGGUCAUCUUUAUUAUAAACAAAAAGAUGAAACAACGUUCCAAGAUGAAGAAAUGGGCUAUCUCAUUACCAGUUAUGAUGAACAAAACAAACACAAAGGUAGAGAAAACAGGACCAUUUGAGUUUGAAACAGAAUCAGGAACAACAUGGGUUGCAGAUGUGAAAGAACCAACAUCUGCAGCAGUGGUGAUGUUUGAGAAACCAUUGAUGAACUUCACAUUCAAAGAUCUCAUCAUUGCCACGUCACAUUUCGGGAAAGAGUCACAGCUAGCAGAAGGAAGGUGUGGACCAGUGUAUUGGGCCGUGUUGCCCGGUGAAAUACACGUGGCAAUCAAGGUUCUUGAACAUGUCAGAGACGUUGAUUAUGAUGACUCUGUGGCUAUGUUUGUUGACUUAUCGAAACUGAAACAUCCAAACUUGUUGCCUCUUUCUGGUUACUGUAUUGCAGGAAAAGAGAAGCUAGUGUUAUACGAGUUUAUGGCAAACGGUGACUUAGGUAGAUGGCUACACGAGCUUCCAACUGGGGAUACCAACAUCGAGGAUUGGACAGGUGACACGUGGGAGUUCCAAAAUAGCGUCGUCGAAUCAUCCUCGGAGAAGAUGGGUUGGCUAACACGCCACCGUAUCGCGGUAGGGAUAGCACGUGGCCUCGCAUAUCUCCACCAUGCAGGUUCCAAACCGGUUGUACACGGCCACCUUGUCACCUCCAACAUUUUACUCACCGAUAAUUUUGAGCCGCGAAUAUCUGAUUUUGGAUUGCGGAUCCACUCGAGUCUUAAUGGUGGCACUGAGGAUGAUGUGUUCUGCUUUGGCGUGGUGUUGAUGGAACUUCUAACUGGGAGGAUUGGCACAAUGACAACAAUCAUUGCGGUUAGAAAGGCAGCGAGAGAGGGACAACAUGUUAGAGUCCUUGAUGAGAGGUUGCUACUUGGAGGUGAUUCAGCCGUGAGCGAGAUGGUGGAGAGCCUCGUAGUCGCUGUCUUGUGCAUGGCUGAAUCACCUUCUAAGAGACCUACCAUGCAACAGGUUUUAGGCUUACUCAAAGAUAUUCAUACUCAUUAAUUACUUGUUUUAA